CAGCGACAGAUUGACAAGUGUGCUCAACCGCGCACUGGAGAAUGAAUGUGGUUUGUAACUUCUUAUUUGCUGACCACAUCUCUCGUACUGAGCGGGUUCGGUCUGUCUAAACUCAGCUGCAUGUAAUGUUUGGUCCCAUUUGCACACACGUGCGUAACAAAACUAGCCGCGAAUAUAAUAACGGUCCACUAAUUACUUCUGCAGACAUCUGAGAUAUAAUGGUUCGCAUAGCAAACAAAAGAAAGAAAUACAUUUUUCAGUGGGUUUGGUCCGCGCUCCGUGUGCGCGCUGUGCUGUAGUCCUGCCUCAGGAAGCGCCAGGCAGCACCUCCCGUUUCCACCGAGGAGCGCACCAGUUUACUGUAGCAUCAGCACUGGAGAUGCACGGCGGCUGAGAGCUCAGCUGCACGCUCUGCGAGGACAGACACCUUGCACAAGUCGACAACCACUGGGAGAAGACCGAGAUGACUGGAACUCUUGCUCUACAACUUGAUUCACCCGCUAUGGGUUUGCAUUUGGAUUAAAGUUUCCGCGUCAUUUGGAGGGAGUCGGUGGGUGUGCGCGGGGGAAAAUGAGGAUAAGUGUCGGCAGCCGUGGAUAAUGAUGUCCCACGAUGAACGCAGAUUUUCAAAAUCCACUGCAAGUCCCUCGACCAAAGGUCCGCAGUCAUCUCACCAUCACAGUGCAGUCCAAGCUAAUGUCAAGGCCUAUUCCCACAGUCCACGGUCCAAAACCUCCUGUCGCACCCAAGCCCAGACCAUUCUUUAGGCCUCACCCACAGGGGGAGCCCUGCCCUCAAAAGAGUCUCAGUAACGGAGACCUGGCUCACUCCAAUGGGGAGACUGAAGAUGUCCAUGAAAUGGCUGAGGAGAAUGAGGACACAGAGGGAAAAAGUGACGCAGAGGACACGGUCAGUGACAGCGGCACAGGGUGCAAUAAAAAAGAGGACAUAGUAGAAGUAGAAGCCAAGGAGCGAGCAGAAAAAGAAGCUGAAAUGUUUGAUAAUGAUGAUGAUGUUGACAGCAUUGACUCAGAGGACACCGUCAAAGCAGACGGCUCUACCGCGGACACUACUGAGGAUGAAAAUACUGACAAUGACUUGAAUCAGCCCGACGGUGGCAGUCGCACUGAUGAUGAAAAUACAUCGACGCCUUCACUUCCUCCAACUGAACCUGAGGAUGAAGCAGCAGAGGAGGAGGAGGAAGAAGAGGGGGAACAGAGUUUUAUUGAAAAGACUGAAAUACUUUGUGACCCUUCAGAACCCUCAGAUGAACAUGUAGAGGAACAAAGUCUUGAUGAAACACAAUCACUCAGUUGUCAUUGUGGUGAGGACAAAGACGGAGAACUUAACGGAGCGGAGGGUGAACAAAGCGAAGACUGUCUGCACUCUGACUUACUCGCAAAUGACACUGAGCUGGAAGCCAGAGGAUUUGCAUUUGGAUUCAGCGUGCUUUCAACUUUACCCGAGGAGUAUCCCUACGAUGUGAUUGGCCCCACAGAUGAUGCUAGUGAUACGUGUGAGUCAUGUGAUGCAACUGAAACAGGGGAAACAGAGGUAUGGCAACCAGAAAGAGCCACCAAGGACCUCUCCGGCUGUUUUAGGUUCAAGUCCAGCACUGAGGAUGUUUUUGGGCCUUAUGCUGUCAUAGAAGCUGUGCCAAGCGAUGUAAGUGGCACUGCUGAUCCAGAGUGGAGUCAGGAUGAUGCUGAUGACAACCCUGAAACCGUAGAUGAACUGCAAGCACCAGGCUCUUCUAACCAAGAACCUUACUAUGUGUCAUCAGAUGACGUGGACAAGUUAGAGGACAAGCAAACACUCUCAGAACAGGGUAACAUUGAGGAGGACAUGGAGGUGUCAGAUCAGCAAAAAGACAAAACAAAGGACAGUGAGUCAGCAGAUGAGUAUGCAGAUAUUGAUGAUUCACUCUGCCAUAAGGAAGACGACUUUGAGCAACUAGAGUGUGUCUCAUCAGAGGAUUACGUUGAGAUAGGGGACGAUGACGACGAAGACGAAGAAGUGGAGAAGAAACAUAUUCGCAUAAAAACGGUAAAAGAGAGAACAGCUAAACGAGAGCAGGCUUUCAACAGCCAAAGAAGAAGCUGCCAACCUCGCCUCAGGUUGUGCAACAUCACAGUGCCAGCAGAUCUAGACUUGGGCCGUACCCCAGAGCUCACCAACAGGGUCGUGUUUGCCCACACCACUGAGGCCUUCGAAGAGGACAUUGAGGAACUGGACUGUCACAUCGUGCCUUACCACGAAGACACAGACUCAGACAGCGAAGAGCAUAUAUACGAAGAGGCUGGGUUCGACUCCGAAGGGGAGAACUUUGUGACUCUUGAUCGAAAGACGAUUGUCUCACGAUCCCGAUCCUAUUCUGGGAAAGUUCCAGGUUACGUCCCAGAAACUGUGCCAGAGGAGACGGGGACUGAAUACCAGACACAUGACUACUGCACCGUGGCCUUGGAUAAGAAUGGUGAACCUCUCAACCAUUCACAGCCACCUGGAGUCAAAUGCCUGGUGCCAUCUUCAAAGUCUCGUCGCUUCUUGUUUUAUUCCCCAUCUGCAGAGGGUCCAGAAUUGUCCCUGACCUCCCCAACAGAGAUGAACCAAUCUCUCAGGGAUGAAGUCCGGAUGAGGAGGAAAGAUGAUAACCUUUCCCUCCCAUGUGUCAUAACUUCCUCUGGAAGCUUCUCCCAGCGUAGCCAUCAAUCGUCUAGUGGUGUUUCCACACCAACAUCUCUAGUGGACAUCCCUCCACCCUUUGAGCUGGCAUACAUCACUAAAAGACCAGUCACUAAGAGUUCCCCAUCCCUCCUGAUCCAGCAUGAACCCAGUGAUAUACCUAAGAAGAAAACAUCCUCCUUCAAGCGCUUUCUGGCGCUCAAGUUCAAAAAGAAGACAGAUUCAAAGGGAUUCAGUGACGGAAGUGUCCGCUCUUCACGUUCCUCCUCUGAGUCUAGCCACCACGGCCCAGCAAGAGUCAUAGAGCUUGAUCGUAGAAGCAACGGCAGCUCUCCUCAGCUCCAGUCCCGCGUGGUGAACCCCCAGCAACGUCCUUCAGACCUUCCAUCCACCUUGAUCCUCUAUAAAGACCACCAGAGGACGAAAGCAGACCUCAAAGCUUAUGGCAGGAGUGUGUCCAGAGUGGAGUCCUUUGAGGAGAGGUCUCGCCGCUCCGCCAUGCCACUUCCUUUGACCAAACCCCGGUCCAUAUCCUUCCCCAGUGCAGAUACCUCAGACUAUGAAAACAUCCCGGCCAUGAGCUCAGACUACGAGAACAUCCAGAUCCCGGGAAGGCCCACCAGAUCCCACACCGUCACCGAGUUCUUUGAGAAUCCAAACCGCACAACGGUUCCCUGCAACGAGAAUGAUGGUUAUGUGGAUAUGAACAGUUUCCCCGGGAUUGAAAGCAAAACCCAGUCACUGAAAGCCGACACUGAAAGUGCCUACACAGAGCCGUUCCCGAUGAACCCCGUCUCUGCUGGGCUGUCAGCGGAUGAGGACCACGGGCGCACGUCAGAGGAGGAGGAUGGUGUUGGGGAGCAAGGUUUUGACAAACAGAUUGAUGGCCGAUCCCGAGCGUUCUACAUCGCCAAGGAGCUCGUCGACUCCGAGAGACAACACGUCAGUGCCCUCAAGCACCUUCAGGAGGAUUUCAGGUCAGCGGUGGCUGAGGCGGUGGACGAGGAAGGGGAGCAGGUGCUGGAGGAGCAGAGGCUGGGGGAGAUACUGGGAGUGCUCCCCCAGGUCUACACCCUCCACGGCAGCAUCCUGACUGAGCUGGAGGAGCGAAUUAGUCAGUGGGAGGAGAGCCAAAUGGUGGCAGACGUGAUCUUGUCACGCCGGGAAGACUUUGGGGUGUUCGACACAUACAUCUCGGAGUACGAUCGCAGCAUGUCCUUACUGGAGGAGAGCUGCAGGACCAACCCGGCUUUUGCCAGCGUCGUCAAGAAAUUUGAGACCAGGAGCCCAGAGGAAGCUGAAGUCCCACUGAAACACCAGCUGCUGCAGGUUAUAGUGAGAGUACUCCAGUACCGCAUGCUUCUCACAGAUUACCUGAACAACCUGUCUCCUGAUUCUAAAGAAUACGAGGACACACAGGCUGCCUUGGUGAUUGUGUCCGAGGUAGCCGACCAGGCCAACGACAAUCUGAAACAGGGGGAGAACUUGUUGCGUCUGGUCCACAUAGAGUACAGCAUGAGGGGGAAGAGGGACCUUCUGAAGCCUGGAAGGAUGUUUGUCAAGGAGGGCACACUGAUGAAGGUGUCGAGGAAAAGCAGGCAACCGCGCCACCUGUUUCUGAUGAACGACAUCAUGCUGUACACCUACCCUCAGCAGGAUGGAAAAUACAGGCUUAAAAACACACUGUCCCUGUCAGGGAUGAAGGUGAGCAAACCCGUAGUAGACAACGUGCUCAACUGUCUUAAGAUUGAGGUGUCUGACAUCACCAUUACACUCUCUGCCAGUUCGGUUGGAGAGAGGGAGGACUGGUUCCACACACUGAGUCGAGCCAUAGCGGACCAUGCUGCAGGACUCUGCACCUUUGGUGGACCCUGCAGCGAGCAGGCCCGUGAGAAGCUGUGGAUGGCCCUCGGUGAGGCUGCGCCUGUACUGGUGCCGGUUUCUCAUGUGAUGAUGUGCAUGAACUGUACCUCCGACUUCAGCCUCACACUCAGACGACACCACUGCAAUGCCUGUGGCAAGGUGGUGUGUCGUGCUUGCUCAAGAAACAGAUACCCACUGAAGUACCUCAAAGACAGGGUGGCCAAAGUGUGUGACCACUGCUACGCGGAGCUCAGGAAAAGAGGUGGAAGCGUGUCAGGGGCUUGCGGUAACUCCAGCCCUCGGACUCAUCGGGCUAGUCGUCCCCUCUCUGCUGUCUUCCAGAGCCUGCAGCCCCCCAGUCUGUGGAAGUCCAGGAAGAGCACGUCAACUCUCAGCCAGGUGUCUCUUGGGGUGGAUGGCUCCACCAUGAGCGGGAGCCUUCAUCGCCGGAAGAAGAGCAAAAGGAAAUGGAAACGACUGUGGUUCCUCCUCAAAGACAAGGUGCUCUACACCUUCACAGCCCGUGAGGAUAAAGUGGCGUCAGAAAGUCUGCCGCUGCAGGGCUUCACUGUCAAGCUAACAGAGCGGCCAGAGGGAGAGGAAAGCAGCAACGUCUUCCAGCUGUAUCACAAGAAGACACUCUACUACACCUUCAGAGCUGACGACCAGCACACUGCACGCAGAUGGGUCAACGCCAUGGAGGAGGCUACUGUUUUAUAGCAUCCGCUCAGUUACAUGAAUAAUGCCUGCUGUAUGUGACUGCUAGAACUCCUCUAUGGAGCACAACAUAGCUACCUGCUGCAUCUGAACUCAAAACAUCAGUAAGGAUUCAUCACAUUCUGGCCUGUUGUGGAAGAUUAAAGGCCAUUUCAUCACCAGGAGGAGUUUAGCUUAAAGCUGCCACCCAGUGGCAGGGAAGUGAAAGUGAGGCGCGAGUCAGACGCAUGCUACAAUGUGGUAAAGAGAAAAUGGAAAAUGAUCUAAAACACAAGAACUUUUUGGUUCCUAAUGCACUGAUUUGACGAGAUCACGAGAGUCUUCACUUUUCAGGAGCAGCUUGGAUAAAUUAAAUGUUUCUUCUCACAGCCUCAGAGAGGACCGUCUCGCAUUUUCUCAUGAACCAUCUCACAAUCGUCUACAACUUUUCAACUUUGCAGCAUCUUGAUGUCUUUUUACCACUGGAGUUUGUCCUGGAUUAAUAGAGCCAUAGUGUGCAACUUAUAUUACAUUCAAGCCCUUGACAACAAGUUAACAAAAUUAGCUAGUAUUUAUGGGGUAAAUCUUUAUAUUUUACAGAACACCAGAAUGUUAAAGCUGCUUUCUGUUUCAUCAUCCAAUAAUGACUAUCUGCCAAGACUGAAGAGGGGAACAACUAAAGCGACAGCGUGUGGUGGCGAAACAAAAGUUACUAAUGUAACACGGGUUCUGUGAAUUCCUCGUCUCUGGUGAUCAGGAAAAAAAAUGAAGUAGAACUGAGGAAGUGUCCCGAGAAAAGGUUCCUGAUGCUGCAGAUGAAAAGAACCAUGGAUCACUGGUGUAGCUGGACAGAACAAUGAAUGAAGAGAAGGCCCUAAGGAACUGUAGGCACGCGUCCCAGUGUCAUAUGCACUACCACAAAAGUCCCGCACUGUAGCUUUAAACCAUUCCUUUUGUUCGGCAGGAGAACAUGCAAUCAGAUCAUUUGCAGCUGUGCAUCAGACAGCUUUUGUGACAACACCAAAAGCAAACUUUUCUUCACUGUAGUAUUCAUAUCGUGUAAAAGGGAAAAUAUUUGCCACUGUUUUUGAGGGAUAUUUGGUAUUCUGGAUAUAUCAUGUGAACUAUACACUGCAAAUAUCGAAGUGAAUUAUAUGAUUUAUUUGUAUUAAAAUGGUGUUACCUGACGUUCUGAGUAAGGGUUCAUUUUAAUCAUCACAGUAUGUGUAUAUUAUAUAUCUUGUGGAGUUUUACACAGUGUUACUCUUGUAUUGAAUCUGCAGAGCUAUGAAAUGACCCUCAGCAUGUCAGCCACCCGAAGGUGUUUAAAAUGAACACUCUUAAAGUUUGUUUUUGUUUGUUUGUUUGUAUAUUAAUCUGUAGGUUUUUAAAUCUUUUAGAAAUUUGUCAUACAGUUCUUAAGUGCCAAUUGCUUUCUUCCAGUUGAAUGCAGUGCAAUUUGCAAAUGAUGAUGAAUGUGCCUGGAGUGACAUUGUACCCCCUCAUUCUUUAUGUUAUCACAGUACUGUAAGGAGAAAGCUUGCUUUUUAUCUACUUUUUUCCCCCCAGUAUUUCCAACCUUUCAGUUACUGUCCAGUAAUAUAAGAAUAUAGUAUUGUGCCAUCUUUAAGAAUGCCUUCCUCAUGCUGUAUAUAUGCUGCUAGAUGGAAUCAUUUGUUGUCCCUUUGACUAAAUGGAAAGUGAAAAAAAAAAGCCUCUGUCAAACUACCUAUAUACUAUAUCCUCUCACAUGUCUUCAGCAGAACGGAGGACAAUGGAGUUCCAUUCUUCUCUCCUGUUUUUGCAUAAUCAGUUUUCUAUAGUUUCUCCUCUAAAGGCAUUAUCUGUUCUAUUCCUGGACGGAGCUUCACGACACGUCAUCCUUCACCCCUCGGAGGGCAUUAUUUCUAAAGCACACGUUUGUUCAUCUAGUGCAACUUUUCUACGUAUUUCCUACGACUCACGCCUACAGUGUUAUUUUACGGAUUGUACCUCUAGCAUAUAGAGCAUUGUAAAUGUUUAUGUAUAUAGAUGCAUAUAAAAAUAAACCACUUAAAAAAAUUG
This is a messenger RNA of Mugil cephalus (flathead mullet), 7305 nucleotides long. RefSeq names its product FYVE, RhoGEF and PH domain containing 5a (gene fgd5a). NCBI's taxonomy places the organism in Eukaryota, Metazoa, Chordata, Actinopteri, Mugiliformes, Mugilidae. Bases 613 to 5265 code for a protein of 1550 amino acids. The record is from RefSeq and is a predicted model, not a curated record. The transcript has 21 exons. Gene Ontology annotation, molecular function: metal ion binding; guanyl-nucleotide exchange factor activity. Gene Ontology annotation, cellular component: cytoplasm.